This is a messenger RNA of Capronia coronata CBS 617.96, 1923 nucleotides long. RefSeq lists its product as uncharacterized. The coding region runs from base 1 to 1923 and encodes 640 amino acids. The record is from RefSeq and is a predicted model, not a curated record. NCBI's taxonomy places the organism in Eukaryota, Fungi, Ascomycota, Eurotiomycetes, Chaetothyriales, Herpotrichiellaceae. Gene Ontology annotation, biological process: maturation of SSU-rRNA from tricistronic rRNA transcript (SSU-rRNA, 5.8S rRNA, LSU-rRNA). The transcript has a single exon. Gene Ontology annotation, cellular component: nucleolus; small-subunit processome.
AUGGCUAAAAAGAGAAAGGCUGGUAAAGCAAAGGACGGCGUCGCCCCUCGUGCGUCCAAAACCGACUAUACCUACGAUGCGGCCGAGACCUUUGACGACUCUCAAGACGAGUUUUUUGCCGGCCGAGACAAGAUCCUCCUCGACGAGGGACCUGCGGCAAAGCGGCGGCGGAGAGUUGAAGAACAGGAACAGGACCUACAGCCGUCGGACGAGGAGGUUUACCAGGACUUAGAGUCAGAACCUGAGUCCGCGGUGGAUGAGGACGAUGAUGAUCUUGACCAGGAAUCAGCCGAUGAAGAGGCCGAUCUUGGAGGCCGCAAACGCCGUCAAAAUGGAGCAGGCGAGGAAGAAGACGACGACGCGGAUGACCUUAACUGGGGCACAUCCAAGGCGGACUAUUACAACGCAGACGUGAUCGAGACGGAGGCCGAUGCGCUCGAAGAAGAAGCAGAGGCGCGCAGGCUACAGCAGAAACAAUUGAAGAGCAUGACAGAAGCAGACUUCGGCUUUGACGAGACUUCCUGGGUCGACGACAGCAGACAAACCUCAGAGAAACAGAGUCGCGCGGCAGUGGAAAAGCUUCCUGAUGUCCAAGUCCCAGAGAACGCCACUGUCGAGGAACGAUUGCAGAUGCUCAGAUCUCGAUACCCCGAGUAUGAACCGUUGACGAAGGACUUUCUGCGAUUACAAGACACGUACCACAAACUGAAAAAGGAGGCUGAAUUGGCAAGGACCGGCGCUGCAGAGGAGAAUCGGCACUCGGUGUCUGUGACCAAAUUCCGCGCUCUCUCUGCAUACCUUGGUUCCGUUGCCAUGUACUUGGCACUUCUCACAUCCACGUCCGGGAAGACCGGUAUGGCUCUGCCGCCAGGGGAAUUGCGUGAUCAUCCGGUCAUGAAGUCCUUGGUCCGGUGUCGAGAACUCUGGCUCAAGGCCGAGGCCCUUCGUCCGAUCGAAGUACAGGUCUUGCCAGAAGUUGAAUCAGCGCCAGUAACGGACAAGCCGGUUUCGGUGCCAAAGAAAGAUAAAAAGGACAAGGAGAAAAAUAAGAAGAAGAAAGACAACCCCAAGCGGAAAACAUCCCCGUCUCUGUCCCCGUCUCCGUCUCCGAUACCGUCCAUGCCGGAACUUUUCGCCACAGAAAGCGACGUUAAACCAAAAAAGAAGUCAAGGAAGACGAAGCGAAACGACCUCCAAGACCUGCUGGAGAAGUCUCUCCAGCAACCCGUCGAAGACGAAUCGGACUUUGGCGACGAAGCUGCACUGACGCAGGAAGAAGCGGCAGAAAAGGCCCGACGGAAGAAGAGUCUGCGGUUCUACACAUCGCAGAUUGCCCAGAAGGCGAACAAACGAGGCGCCGCAUCACGACAGGCCGGCGGCGACGACGACGUCCCGCAUAAAGAACGAAUGCGCGACAAGCAGGAACGUCUGACGCGCGAGGCAGAGCAGCGAGGCAGAUCCGACGCUCAGGGCAAAGAAGCGCUCGGUGCCGACGGAAACGACGACGACGGCGAUUAUGAUAGUGGCCCUGAUGCCGCUACGGGCAGACACCUCAACGACGAGGCCAGUGAAUACUACAACUCUCUGGUGGCUAGUAAGCAGCAGAAGAAGGCCGAGAAGCGCGCGAAAGCGGAGGCCUAUGCGGAAGCUGCCAGACAGGGUGCCGAAGUGCAUGAAGAAGAACAGAUCGGGGAGGAUGGCAAGCGUAAGAUCACGUAUGCGAUCGAGAAGAACAAGGGACUGGCGCCGAAGAGGAAGAAGGACGUCCGCAAUCCUCGCGUCAAGAAGAGGAAGAAGUAUGAUGAGAAGCUCAAGAAGUUGGCUUCGAUUCGUCCCGUCUACAAGGGCGGCGAGGGCAGAGGGGGCUACGGCGGUGAAGCGACGGGCAUCAAGACCAAUGUUGUCAAGAGUAUCAAGUUGUGA